Epinephelus moara (kelp grouper) is the source of this 3025-nucleotide messenger RNA. It is a transcript of the gene timm44, whose product is annotated as translocase of inner mitochondrial membrane 44 homolog (yeast). The record is from RefSeq and is a predicted model, not a curated record. Gene Ontology annotation, biological process: protein import into mitochondrial matrix. Gene Ontology annotation, molecular function: protein-folding chaperone binding. NCBI's taxonomy places the organism in Eukaryota, Metazoa, Chordata, Actinopteri, Perciformes, Serranidae. Gene Ontology annotation, cellular component: mitochondrial inner membrane.
AAACAUGUAGCGGUAAUGAAUGAGCUCGCGAGCCCUCCUCCCCUCGUGGAUAUGGAAGGUCACCACCGGAAGAAGGUCAUAGAUACAUUCAAGAUGGCGACCCCCUUGUGUCAGUGUUACCAGAUGUGUGUAAGAAGAGGCUUGGUGAGAUUCCCUUCCUCUUACCUGCUACUUCACAACAGACCCAAUGUCUACAGGAUACAUGGGGUCCUAUCCUGCUCUCCACAGGUGCUUCAGUCACCCCUUCUGCAGGUACGGCACUUGUCAGGGGAGAGAGGCGGAGGCAGGAAAGGUUUCAUGGGGGAGCUUUUGGACAACAUCAAGCAGGAGCUGAACAAGAACAAGGAGAUGAAAGAAAACAUCAAGAAGUUCCGAGAAGAGGCCAAAAAACUGGAGGAGUCAGAUGCAUUAAAACAAGCUCGAAGGAAAUAUAAAACUAUAGAGUCUGAAACAGUGAAGACCUCCGAUGUUCUCAAGAAGAAGUUGGGACACCUCUCUGAGACAGUUAAAGAGGGCCUAGAGGAGGUCAGUCGUUCAGAAAUUGGGAAGAAAAUCAAGGAUGGAAUGGAGGAAGCAGCCAAAACAGCAAAGACCUCAGCAGAGUCCGUCUCUAAAGGUGGAGAGAUGCUGGGGAAGACGGGUGCGUUCAGAGCAAUAUCACAGGGCAUGGAGAGUGUGAAGAAAGAGAUCGGUGACCUGGGUCACACUGGCCCUUAUCGGCCUCCUGCCACACUCAGGAAGAGGAGUGAGUUCUCCUCCAAGGGGGCAGGGGAUGGCAGCAAGGUCUUCGAAGCCAACGAGGAAGCUAUGGGUGUGGUGCUCCACAAAGACUCAAAAUGGUACCAGCAGUGGAAGGACUUCAAAGACAACAAUAUGGUCUUCAACAGGUUCUUUGAGAUGAAGAUGAAGUAUGAUGAGAGUGACAACGUCCUCAUUAGAGCAUCUCGUGCUGUCACCGACAAGAUGACUGACAUCAUAGGUGGGCUGUUUUCCAAGACGGAGAUGUCUGAAGUACUAACAGAGAUUUUGAAAGUGGACCCAACCUUUGACAAAGAUUCUUUCCUUAAGCAGUGUGAACGAGAUAUCAUCCCCAAUAUACUGGAGGCGAUGAUCAGAGGGGAGCUGGAGGUACUGAAGGACUGGUGUUAUGAAGCGACAUACAGCCAGCUGGCACACCCGAUUCAGCAAGCCAAGGCCAUGGGACUGCAGUUCCACUCUCAGAUCCUGGACAUCGACAAUAUUGAUCUGGCCAUGGGGAAGAUGAUGGAUCAGGGUCCAGUGCUGAUUAUCACCUUCCAGGCUCAGUUGGUCAUGGUGAUCCGAAACACCAAAGGAGAGGUGGUGGAAGGAGACCCUGAAAAAGUGAUCAGGAUGAUGUACGUGUGGGCUCUGUGUCGAGACCAGGAGGAGCUCAACCCUUAUGCUGCCUGGAGACUACUUGACAUCUCUGCCUCUAGCACUGAACAGAUCCUCUAAGACUCUUUGAUACGCCCAAGACACUCAGAGAGAGAGAACAUACUGUACCCGAGCGGGCCCUGGAGCUGGCUGGGAAGAAGGGGAGGGGGACAUGGACAGACACGUGGGACAUGGGCUCAUUUCACAAUGGAAAUAUUGUGGAGUAGUGCUGCUAAACGCUAGGUGCUUCACUGCUCCUUUUUUAAGUAUGCUGGCUUUGGGUUCAAGUCACUGCAAUCCCUGGGAUCUCUGAAUGCCUCUAACUAUUCCUGUGGCUCACACUAGGGGGCAGUAGACUACCAACAACACUCAUUACUUUCUGCAAUGCCUUUCAGUGUAUUGAAGCUGCAUGGUGCAGGGCAACUGUUGUUAGCAUUAAGGAGUACAUGAAUUCUUCUAACCUGGGUUCUUUUAUUAUGAAUAGGAGAAAAAUGUGGGAAUCAAGGGAGCUCCUUGAUGUCAGUAUGUCAAAAAUGAUUUUCCUCUGUCCACCAGUCCCUCACACUCUCUCUCUCUUCCUCUCCAAGGCGUCGUCAUCAUGGUGGUGGGUGGUGGUGUUGUGGCCAAUCAGUGCUCUCCUUGACCCUUGUUUGUAUGAUAAUCGUCCACUGUAAUUAUUCAGAUGUGAGAAAGUCUAUAUUUAUUAUGAAAAAUAAAGAAUGACCCCUGUUUUUCACACUAACAGACAUUUUUGAAAAUAAAUUUCUAUCAAGUAUUUUGUACCCUCUGUACCCUGCACAUGGUUAAGCUUCUCUUCUGAUCCACAGGAUGUCAUGUGAUUGCUUCUGGGGCAGUUGCUAAUUAUUUUUUGUAAAAUUAAUUCCUCAAGUGGGAUUUCAGUGUUCGCUAUAUUUCCUUUGGGAAAAAUGCUGUUUCGGAGUGAGUUUUUACAGUUGUAUUUCCAGAGCACGGCUAGAGCACUCAUUUGCUUUGAGUGGAAUUUAGCUUCCUUUGUAAAGCGGAUCGUAGUGAAUGACUCACGAAAAUCUGACAGCCUCAGUCCUGACUUUAACACUAGUGCCAUCAUACAGUUGUGUUCAAAUUCACGCUCUGACCUUCAGUGUUGUGUAGAGUUAUAAGUCACUGCUACAUGUGUUCAAUGUGCCAUGUCGUUGCUCUGCACACCAGAGCCACAUGGCCUCCAAUCAUCAACCCAACCUCUCUUAGAUGAAUGAAAUGAUGGAGGCUGCGAAGGCUAGAUGGCACCCAUUUCACCAAAUCUCACCAACAGUCUCUCAGCCUUGUCAGACGUACUGUCACAUGACCUUGACGUGGUUAGAGGUCACUUUUCUGUGCUGCCUGCUCUGUUGACGAACCAUCAGGAUUCAUGACAAGGACAUUUUCACCUCAUUUUAUAUACAGAAAUAAAGGUGUUAAUUUUGUGUUGGUAUCACGUCGUCCCCUGAUUUGUUGCAGAUAACAGUUCAUAUAAGGUCAGAGAAUGUAGACUGCAAACAAAGCUGCAUCACAUUAAGCCUUUUCCUCUUGGAAAUCCUGUAGCUGCAAUUGUCUUUACAUUUUGCCCCAUUCUGUAAGAAGUCAAUUAAAAUGUCUGAAUUUUUUUUCCCAA